CCAGCACAUAGAAGAAAGACGAGUUGACUUGGCGUACAAAUCCUCUUUGAGAAACAUGAUCAUGAAGAUCUGUUGCUUCGGCCUGGUUCUGCUCCUGGUGCUGUCUGCAGUGCUGCCCUCCGACGCCCAGCCUGAGACAACAUCCCAGCGCUACCAGCGCUUCAAGCGGAAUCACGUUUAUGGGAGCAUGACUGUGAAACAGUGUACCAGCGUGAUCAGUAAGAGGGGCAUUACAGAAGGAAACACCAACCAGUGCAAAGAUGUGAACAGUUUUAUACUGGCCAACGAUAACCAGGUCAACGCUGUGUGUACUGGUGCUGGGACUCCUCAGGGCGGAGAUUUAUAUAUGAGCAACAAUCGGUUCAAUGUGAUCACGUGUAGGCUGAAAAGUGGCGUGAGGCACCCGAAAUGUGAAUAUCGUGAUGGUGAUAAGAGCCAUCGGCACAUUGUAGUGGGCUGUACUAAUGGACUGCCUACACAUUACGCUGAAGGUGUUAUUAUUGGUAAAUAAACUGGUUAUACAGGCUGAUUAUACGGAUUUUGGCUUUUGGGCUUUUUUUCAUUUUAAAACAAAGAGUUUCCUAAUAGUCUACUUGUAUUAGAACACAUACUCUUAUAUUAUUUAUACAUUAGAUCGUUCUGGUCCUCAUACCUGAUUUGGCACAGUGUUUAAGCCGGAUGCUCUUCCUAAAUCAGAGCUCCUAUUAUAUCAGGACUCGGGAUCGGCUCUUCCCAGCGGUUUGGCUGUUCUAACUGUGUGUUUUAUAUGAUGGACAGAACAUUGAGUUAGAUCUGCGCUUGUGUUGAACGCUCUUUGACCUUAUACUCUGAUUUUGGUGUAAUGUAAUACUGGUAUUAUUAGUAAUAUCAUUUAGAUUCACUUCUUGUUUAAAUGUGUGACAUCUGAUUUUGAAUAGAUUGGAUUUUUUUUACUGUUGUUCACUGCGAAGUGAAUAAAAAUCAAAUUUUGUGAUAUUAUCAUUUGCUUAAAAUACAUGUAAUAUUUGUUACUUAUUGUACAGGGGUGUGUGAUGCAUGUGCUGUAUUGGGAGAGGGUGAAACUGUGUGUGGGAAAUAUACAGUAUUUCUGUAUAUGCUGAUUUCAUGUAAACAACCAAAAAAGCCAAAUAAACGUAUAUUAUCUAUUAAA
Messenger RNA from Trichomycterus rosablanca, 1150 nucleotides. RefSeq names its product ribonuclease-like 3. Gene Ontology annotation, molecular function: nucleic acid binding; RNA nuclease activity. Bases 56 to 511 code for a protein of 151 amino acids. The record is from RefSeq and is a predicted model, not a curated record. Gene Ontology annotation, biological process: defense response to Gram-negative bacterium; defense response to Gram-positive bacterium; angiogenesis. Lineage: Eukaryota; Metazoa; Chordata; Actinopteri; Siluriformes; Trichomycteridae. The transcript has 2 exons.